Drosophila hydei is the source of this 1444-nucleotide messenger RNA. Its product is annotated as facilitated trehalose transporter Tret1-like. Gene Ontology annotation, cellular component: membrane. The record is from RefSeq and is a predicted model, not a curated record. Bases 83 to 1444 code for a protein of 453 amino acids. Gene Ontology annotation, biological process: transmembrane transport. Gene Ontology annotation, molecular function: transmembrane transporter activity. Lineage: Eukaryota; Metazoa; Arthropoda; Insecta; Diptera; Drosophilidae. The transcript has a single exon.
UAACUUUAGAUUUAUGUUUGUAUUUGUUAUUUUUAUAAAUUGAGAAGAACGAAAAAUCUAUUUUUUUUAUCAAAAUUUUAAUAUGUCAAGUUUCUGGGACAGACCUGGAGGACAGAAUCAAUAUAUAGCGGCAUUUUUUGCAUCCCUUAGCGUAUUUACCUGUGGUGCCACAAUCGGCUGGGCCGCGCCUGCACAGAUCGAAGUUAUGGAGAAAAAAUAUUAUGGCUUUCCAGUAAGUCUCACCGAAUAUGCCUGGACCUGUGCACUGGCCACUUUAGGGUGCGGCCUAACCGUAAUGCCGGCCGGAGCAUUAGCCAAUUGUGUUGGCCGCAAGGUGGCUAUGUUGCUACUGAUGCCUCCAUAUUUAGCUGGAUGGGCUCUAACGAUUUAUCCGAUUAAUUUGUACCUGCUAAUGUUCUCGCGACUAUUGCAAGGCCUAUGCAGCGGCUUUUAUGCAAUGAUUACACCCAUAUAUUGUCUAGAAAUUUCGCAACUGGAAGUGAAGUCAUAUAUUGUCAAUUUCACGAUGGUAUUCUAUUUGAUGGGAAUCCUAUAUUCUUAUAUCCUGGGCACUGUCAACGAUAUGCUCUAUCUAAAUUGUGGGUGUGCUGUUUUUCCCGCAUUAUUUUUGCUCACUUUCAUAUGGAUGCCGGAGUCGCCAGUCUAUUAUGUGCUUAAGGACAAGAAGAUGAAGGCAAUUCGUUCGCUUCAAUGGCUACGAGGCACGCACAUGGACGUAUUAAGAGAGUAUGACCACAUUUUUAAAGGAAUCGAACAGAUUCGGGAGAAUAGUUCGUACACUUGUCGAAAACUAAAGCACAAAGCUUCGAUAAGGGCUAUGUUGACAUGCAUAUGCCUGAUGGGCUUCAAGCACCUUUGUGGCAGCGUGGCCAUUCUAACGUAUUCUACAUUGAUACUAACUGACGCCGAUAGCCAAAUUUUCCUGAACGUCAAAGUUUCCACCAUAUUUAUUGGCCUAUCUUUCUUACUAUCUGGCAUAAUUUCAUUAAUCGAUUGCGCUGGGCAUCGGAUACUGAUGAUUUGGUCAGUCGUUAUGGUGGCUCUAAAUUGUACUGUGCAGGCCACGUAUUUUCAGCUUAAGGACAACCAUGAGUACGCGAUUCAGUGGCUACCCAUUGUAAACCUUUGCUGUUUCUUUUUCUUCUUUGGACUGGGUGUGGGCGUUUUGCCAUACGUCAUAAUGCGAAAGUACUUUGGAGAAAACAUUGACGUUAUGGCAUAUAGUAUAAUUUGGACGUUUAACUGUCUAUUCGCAUUUGCCAGCGCAUUGCUAUUUCCCUAUUUACUGCAAAUUGGGAAUAUGUCAUUGUGUUUCUGGAUUUUUACAGCCAUUGCAUUUUUGUACUUAAUAUUUGUAUACUUUUUUGUACCAGAGACGAAAGGGAAGACCUAUGCCGAAAUCAAAGAAAUGUUGAACAACUAA